Messenger RNA from Aureobasidium musti, 639 nucleotides. NCBI's taxonomy places the organism in Eukaryota, Fungi, Ascomycota, Dothideomycetes, Dothideales, Saccotheciaceae. The record is from the annotation of a GenBank genome assembly.
UCAAUCAACAACAAAAUGUCGUCGUCACCAACUCCCUCGGAGCGCGAAGCUGCCGACAAGGCCACUGCUGCCCGUGAGGCCGAAGAGCAGGCCAAGCUUCCGUACAAGUGGAUGCAAACCAUUCAGGAUGUAGACUUGACUGCUCAGGUUCCUGGAAACCUCAAGGCUCGCGACUUUGACAUCAAGAUCACAAAGGACCACCUUCGCGUUGCUGUUAAGGUAACGACANNGGGCGAUCUCCCUCACCCCAUCUAUGUCGACGAAUCUACCUGGACCCUAGAAACCACUCCCUCAGGCAAGGAACUCGCUGUCCACCUCGACAAGGUCAACAAGAUGGAAUGGUGGGCCCACGUCGUCAAGAACGCUCCCAAGAUCGAUACCUCCAAGAUUGCACCUGAGAACAGCAAGCUCAGCGACCUUGAUGGCAACACCAGAUCCAUGGUUGAGAAGAUGAUGUACGAUCAGAAGCAGAAGGAGAUGGGUAUGCCCACUUCUGAUGAGCAGAAGAAGCAGGAGAUGCUUGGUGUGUACACUUCAUACCAUUGUGUCAAGACCAGUCUUGUGCUGACCAACAACCANGAGAAAUUCAUGGCCCAGCAUCCCGAGAUGGACUUCUCCCAAGCCAAGAUGUCGCCAUGA